Messenger RNA from Triticum urartu, 1375 nucleotides. The record is from RefSeq and is a predicted model, not a curated record. NCBI's taxonomy places the organism in Eukaryota, Viridiplantae, Streptophyta, Magnoliopsida, Poales, Poaceae.
ACCAGAUCAAACGACAGAUCAACACAUCCCCAAAGGCCACGUCUCUAGGGUUUUCGUCCAGCGAAUCGAAGAAUCAAGAGGAGUCGCCAUGGCGUCGCGGCCGUCGCUGAAGCCGAAGCCGAAGGGCAAGGGUGGGAAGAGGGGCUCGUCCGCGGCCGAGGACGAGCAGUCCACGGCGGCGGUGGCGGUGCAGCUCGCCAAGGAGUGGAGCACGUGGACGAUGAAGACGGCGAAGGUGGUGGCGCACUGGGGCUUCAUCCCGCUCAUCAUCGUCGUCGGCAUGACUAAGGGAGACGAGCCCAAACCUAGCUUGUUCCAGCUUCUGUCCCCCGUCUGAUCCCAUCCCCGGCGAGCCCUAGACUGGAUCGAUCCAGCUCCUUUUAGUUACUACUAGUAGAUGUUUUUGCUGUUUAUUGAAUCCUGGUGGUUGAGUUCUUGAUCCCUGGGUGGUGAUCUUCUAUCUGAUCUGUGUCGAAUAAUGUUAUGUCGGUGGAUCGAUCCUGGAUUGGAUCGGAUCUUGUUAGAUACCUGAGAUGCUACGGAUCUGCUAUUAAUAUAUUGUGCUAUGUUGAACUUUCAGUGUUAGUUGUCUGAAUUGUAUUUCUCUGCCUGAUGCGUGUGUAUGUUUUAAUUGAACUAAUUGCUUUGAUUGAUUAGAAGUAAGCAGUACUACUCAUUAUUGCUGUGUUGCGUAAUUUUGGUACUCUUGGUGCCUGACUGCUCAUUCAUUCAGUCUACAAUGCUAGCAGAAGCUUUGCUGCCUCAGCAGCCUAGAUGGAUUUAUGGAACACCAGAAUGCACGCCAGUUCAUUGAGGCCAUGGCUAAUUAGUUAGUUGUGUUGUUGUUGAGUCACAGUUUAUACCUGAUAUAAGGUUGUUCUGAAGAAACUGCAAUGUUCUGAAGAAGCUGUCAUCCCAAUAUUAAGGCACUUCCAAAUAGUAAGCCGUGUUAAACGAUUGCCACAUAGAAAUUUUGUGACGAGGACUAGAUAGACAACGUUUUGCCAGUUGAUUAUGGUACGAUUUGUCUACAUCACUGUCUGUAAAGAUUAAUUGUUUGACCUAUUGUUAUGAUCUUAAGAAGUUGACGUUCAACUUUAACUUGCUGUGAUCACCACACUUCUGUUUGUGUACAUGUACUUCGAAUGCCAACUUAUACAAGUCGAAUAUACUCUUGCUUUAUUGCACCCUGCAAACAAAUUACAGGUAUCCAUCUAUUCUCACCACAUCAACGGAAUCAUGUCCAGUCCAGUAACAAGGUUACACACCAUCUAAACCACCAUAACCCUGAAGAAAUUAGCCGCUUCACAAGAUGACUGAAUGAAAUGUAUAGUAAUGUACAGUGCUAGUGACUUCACCCACCAAAAGAAAUCCC